Punica granatum (pomegranate) is the source of this 3187-nucleotide messenger RNA. NCBI's taxonomy places the organism in Eukaryota, Viridiplantae, Streptophyta, Magnoliopsida, Myrtales, Lythraceae. The record is from RefSeq and is a predicted model, not a curated record.
GAGGAAUUAUCCUGAGAGGUACACGACUUGAUAUUCGUCUGCAGCAGGACCUUCAGUUCAUCAAACUGACUGUGCAAGGAGAUCUUGGGGUUGCCCUUGCUGUCUGUAGCAUCAACAACAUUCUCGAACUUUUUGAUCAGGGCUAACCCUACCCUUGGGCAAGAUUAGUCUGAGUCAAGCGGAUGGCUCCUCGUGGUCACACUGUAGAAACUAAUAUCCAUUGCUCUAGCUCCGUUGUUCAUUCUUGAAAGCAGUGAUACACAGGCUCCUCUGUUCUGUUCUGUUUUUCUCUUUGGACCCUGAAGUCAUCGUUCCAAGUCAAUGUAUAUUGGGUGAAACUUUCAGCGUCAGUGUAAAAUGACAAGCGAAGACAAGUACGAUUUAGUGACAGAUCCGGUUUGAUUCGGGCUUGAUCAUGGCAUUCGAUCCAAUCCCAAAAGAAGUCCGGAAGGUCUGGGACACAUGGAACCUCCGGGGAUUCAUCAUCCUCAGUCUAUCUCUCCAGACAAUCCUCAUCCUCUUCGCCCCCUUCAGGAAACGAACCUCCAAUAUGUUCAUGAUCUUCCUCGUCUGGUCGGCCUACCUGCUUGCGGACUGGGCAGCAGCCUUCGCCGUGGGGCUCAUCUCUAACAGCCAAGGCGAGGACAAUGAACCCGCUGAUAAUGGAGACCUCCUCGCCUUCUGGGCGCCAUUCCUGCUUGUCCACUUAGGCGGCCCCGAUACCAUUACUGCCUUUGCUCUCGAGGAUAAUGCUCUCUGGCUCCGGCACCUGAUUGGUCUUCUGUUCCAGGUCUUUGCGGCCUUCUACGUCUUCCUCCAGACCCUCCCGGACAACAAGCUCCUCGUCCCCACAAUCCUCAUGCUCCUUGCAGGAAUUGUCAAGUAUGCAGAACGGACCCGGGCGCUGUACCUUGCGAGUCUGGACAAGUACAAGGAGUCCAUGCUCAAGGAGCCCGACCCAGGGCCCAACUAUGCGAAGCUCAUGGACGAGUACGCAUCCAAGAAGGAGGCCAAGCUCCCGACCCGAAUCGAUAUGAUUGCAGAGCCCAAAAAGGACAGCGCCAAGACCACGGCCUUCGAUGACUUUCCACGGUACCUCAACGUGAUCGAUUCUGUGAAGUAUGCUUAUCAGUUCUAUGAGAUCUUCAAGGGCCUCAUCGUCGACCUUAUCUUCAGCUUCCGUGAGCGGAAUGACAGCAGAAGCUUCUUUCAGUCGAGAACAGCUGAUGAUGCCUAUAAUGUGGUUCUCAUCGAGCUUAAUUUCAUGUACGAGGCUCUGUACACUAAAGUUGUCGUGGUGCAUUCUCUAGUGGGCUACAUCUUCCGAUUCUUUGCUUUGGGUAACGUCAUAGCAGCCCUUAUCAUUUUCAUCCGAUUGGGGAAGGGCGGAUUCCACCGAUUCGAUGUUAGAAUCACCUACACCUUGCUCAUUGGUGCUGUUGCUCUAGAUUUGAUUGCGAUGUUCAUGGUCUUCUUCUCUGACUGGAAUGUUGCAAACAUCAAGAACUUGGCCAAAAGGUACCGAUCGGUGGGCGGUUUCGUGGACAGGUGCCUUAGUCCAAUCCUAAGCUCCUUCCUAAGGAGAAAGAUUCCUAGGACUUCAAAAAUCAAACUGGGGGAAAAAGAAUCACCAAAAAAGAAUCGGUGCCUUAGUCCAAUUCUAAGCUCCUUCCUCACCAGAAAGACUCCUAGGACUUCAGAUAUCCAACUGGGGGACAAAGAAUCACCAGAAAAGAAAUCGGGGGACAAAGACAAUUUUGUAUAUGAAGUGUUUGAUACUCCAGUGCUGUGUCGCCGGUGGGCAGAAUCGAUCUCCGCACACAAUCUCAUUGGUUAUUGCAUAAAGGAAAAGCCACGAAAGAUCUGCAAACCGAUGGGUUGCUUCGGCUGGAUGGUCCAUAUCAUAGGCGUCAUCAUCUCUUCCCCAUUCCUCGUCAUCGUGAAACUGCUGCAAUAUCUGAGGUUAUUUUUUGAGAAAUUAGGUCAAUAUUGCUGCUCUCAUUUGGGUUUCAUCGGGUCCUUGUAUGCUAAUGCUAUCUGGCUUUUCGAAGGGAUCUUCAUGUUUGUCUUCGAUAACUUGGGUUUGACUGAAAUUUACGAGGAGAUGACAUAUGUCUCGAAGAAUGCAUUACCUAAGGCACUGUGGAAGUACAUCUUCGAUGAGCUGAUAGUGAAGGCCUCACUCGCAGAUGAUCCCGAGACAGCGAAAAUAAUAUGCGAAGCCAAAGGCGACUGGGUCCUCCAAGACAAUUCCUUUGCAAUCGAUCACGAGAAAGUCUCACUAAUGCAAUACGUCAAGAACGUGGAGUACGACCAGAGCAUCCUUCUCUGGCACAUUGCAACCGAUCUCUGCUAUUACACCGAAGAAGAGAACAGCUUAAACGAGCAGAACAAUGAGAGGGAAUUCAGCAAGAUGUUGUCCGACUACAUGCUGUAUCUCUUGGUGAGGCAGCCCAAGAUGAUGUCUGCUGUAGCGGGAAUCGGGCAGAUCAGGUUUCGGGACACUCAUGCUGAGGCCAAGAAGUUCUUUGACAGGAGAGGACUGGAUUCUGUCGCAACUGAAGAUGAAAAAAUGAAGCAAGCAUGUGAGAUGGUCCUCGAUGUGAACACGGACGUUAGGCCCAUUGCAGUGAAGGGAGAUCGAAGCAAGUCAGUUCUAUUUGAUGCCUCUAUUCUGGCCAAGGAGCUGAAGAAGCUUGACAAGCAGAUGGAUAAGUGGAAGGUGAUGUGCAAGGUAUGGGUCGAGCUUCUGUCUUACGCUGCCAGUCACUGCAGGGCCGAUACUCAUGCUCAGGUGCUGAGCAAAGGUGGGGAGUUCGUCACUGUGGUUUGGCUGUUGAUGGCUCAUUUGGGGAUCGGAGAGCAGUUCCAGAUAAACGAGGGUCAUGCCAGAGCGAAACUGAUGGUGGGUAAGUGAAAAGAGAUUUAGAAGGUUUCCAGGAAUAUCACUUAUCAAAAUUGAUUCUUCUCUGCGGCUCCUGUUCUUAUGUCCUCAUUUUCUACCUGUCCUGCUUCUUUUCCAUGAAUUUUCUGCAGCAGGGCAUGUUUGCAGAUUUCACCCAGUUACCUUAGCUUUUGAGUUUAUAUCGGGUUAUCAGUCCUUCAGAAUGCUGAAAAAUAUUCGUGAUUUUGAUCGACAUGCAGAGAAAAUAUUCAGUAAUAUCACAGAGUGAUUGAUUUGCCGUUA